Penicillium vulpinum is the source of this 1566-nucleotide messenger RNA. Its product is annotated as clathrin-mediated endocytosis regulator UBX3. Gene Ontology annotation, cellular component: endoplasmic reticulum. The coding region runs from base 1 to 1566 and encodes 521 amino acids. The transcript has 2 exons. Gene Ontology annotation, molecular function: ubiquitin binding. The record is from RefSeq and is a predicted model, not a curated record. NCBI's taxonomy places the organism in Eukaryota, Fungi, Ascomycota, Eurotiomycetes, Eurotiales, Aspergillaceae.
AUGUCGCAACCGGAGGUUGAUCUAGACCAGCUUUCCGAUAGCGAGAAGUCUGCGCUAGAAAUGUACAUGGCUGUCACCAGCCAGGAGCCAUCAGAAGCAAUUCCGCUGUUACGUCGCUCACAAUGGAAUGUGCAGAUUGCCAUAGCCAAGUUCUUCGAUGGUGAAGGCCCAGAUCCCCUUGAAGAAGCUCGCGCUGCAAUGGACCGACCACCUCCACCCCAACCCAACCGCCGAACCCAGAAUUUAAUGACCGACGACUUGACCGAGCACUUGUCGCAAGUUACUCGUGCCGCGGCUACAGAUCUGGCUCCGCGAGUUGACACCCAACCAGGAGAACAGACUAUCUAUCGGCCUCCAUUCAUUCUUAGUCUACUUCUAACUCCAUUUAACCUGGUCUAUCGACUCCUCUGCAGUUCGUUCCGCCUCUUUGGCGUCCUCUUCCCUUUCUUGCCACGCUUGUUCAACAGAACGGCGAACCCUGCGCUGCAAGGCGCCCGCCGAAAUACUACUGGUCGUCGAUCCCUUGGCCCCAAGGACACUGCCGCCCGUUUUAUCCGCGAGUUUGAGGAAGAGUAUGAAUCUCACCCAAUUCCGUUCUUGGAGAACGGAUACAACAUGGCGCUGGAGAAAGCUCAUCGCGACUUGAAGUACCUCUUGGUUAUUCUCUUAUCCCCAGAGCACGACGAUACGAACAGCUGGGUUCGUGAUACAUUGCUAGCACCUGAAGUCGUGGAAUUCAUCAACGACCCACAAAAUAACCUCCUAGUGUGGGGCGGCAAUGUGCGAGAUUCCGAAGCAUACCAAGUUGCCAACUCAUUGAAAUGCACCAAGUUCCCUUUCGCAGCCGUCAUCAUUCAUACCCCCAAUGUUUCAUCCACCGCCAUGUCUGUUGUAGGACGGAUUCCAGGCCUCACUACACCAUCUGAGGUUGUGAACAAGCUCCGAACAGUGGUGACAUCUAACAGCGAGCCGCUGGAGCGACUUCGAUCUUCACGUGCGGAGCAACAAGCCUCGCGCAGCCUCCGCGAAGAACAAGACUCGGCCUACGAACGGUCACUGGCGAUCGACCGUGAACGGGCGCGCCAGCGCCGGGAAGCGGAGAUGGAACGUCAACGGGAAGAACAGGAAGCCGCGGCCCGACAGGCGGCAGAGGAGCAGCGACGCCGCAAUCUGGCCCAGUGGAAGGUUUGGCGCGGGCAAUCUAUUAGCGCGGAGCCCGGGCCAGAUGUCAAAGACGCCGUUCGUAUUAGCGUGCGGCUCCCAUCCGGCGAGCGUGUCAUGCGCAAGUUUUCACCCGAUGCAGAUAUUGAAGAGAUCUACGCUGUGGUGGAGUGUCACGAGGUCUUACGUGAGCGGCUUAGCGAACAGCCGGUGGCGAGUGAGCCAGAGGGGUUCGUGCACCAAUACGGAUUUCGACUGGUCUCCCCAAUGCCUCGGGUGGUGUAUGCCGUUGAUGAGGGAGGAUCAAUCAGAGAGAAGAUUGGCCGUGGUGGCAAUCUCUUGGUGGAAAUGAUCGAAGAUGAAGAUGAUACAGAUGAUGACGAGGCUGUGACCGACAUGCCUUGA